CACGUAUUCCUUUAGGAUUUAUAAAGAAAAUGAGCAAUCCAGUAUAUGAAAACAUCCCAAUCAUCGAUCUUUCACUAUUUGAAACAGACCAACAAACUUGCGUUCAACAAAUUAAGAACGCCUGUGAAAAUUUAGGUUUCUUUUACUUAAAAAAUCAUGGAAUAAGUCAAGAAAAAAUUGCCGAAAUAUUCAAUAUUUCAAAAUCUUACUUUGAACAAUAUUCUCAUGAAGAAAAGAUGAAGUAUGCUUUGAAUGAACAUUAUCAUGGAUAUGCUGAGAUGCGUAAAGAAAAUCUUGAUAUCACAAGAAAAAAUGGCGAUGUCAAAGAAUCUUUUUCUUUCGGAGAAUUUAAUGAAGAAAAUGAAGCAAAGACGCAAAUCUUGCCUCCGUUCUUUAAGGAAAGGGCAGAAUUUAUUGCAUUAUUUUUAAGGGAAUGUCAUAGCUUAUGUUUGAAGAUUUUUCAAAUAUUCGCAAUGGCAUUAGAAAUUCGACAAUCUGAAGGUGGAAUGCACUGGUUUGAAGAAAGACAUCAUUCGAAUACUGCUAGCUGCAUGUGCUUUAAUCAUUAUCCUCCGAUGGAUAAGUUUGAUCCUGAAGAAAUACGUGCUGGAAG
Molecule: messenger RNA, 613 nt
Organism: Racocetra persica
Lineage: Eukaryota; Fungi; Glomeromycota; Glomeromycetes; Diversisporales; Gigasporaceae
Source: the annotation of a GenBank genome assembly